AUGAAUCCCACCGCCCAAUACAUCAUCACCCACAGUUUCUGGCGCCAUCACUACGAUGUCAGCACGCCAAAUAAAACACACUUGUUUCAUGUGGCCAACUCCAGCUUGACCCCCGGAAAGCCGGAUCUUACUUUCCACGCGAGCGCCGACAACAACGGGCCUAUCGCGGGUGUGUGCAAGUUCCGCCAUUUCUCCUCGGACUCAGAGAUCGGCCUGGGCAACCCGUCUUCGCCAGGUCGAAUGGAGUGGGAGUGCCUCCACAAGCAAGGAUUUACGAAACGCCAAUACUGGUUCCGCAUGCACCUCGACCACGGCAAGAAGCAGACUUUCACCUGGAAACGAACCCACUCGCUUGGCAGUGGCUAUGAAAACUAUAAACUGGUCGAGGAGGGGAGUAACAACGUCGUCGCGGUCUUCUCGUCCGGCAGCGUCUUUUCCAAAACGACUGGGUCCCUGGAGAUUUACUGGAACUUGGGCCAGAGGUUCUAUCUGAUGACGCUCAUGUCAGGGCUCACGGUAGUGGAGCGAGCCAGAAGAGCAAAGGCCUCGGCUGCAAGCACCGGGGGAGCAGCGGGCGGGGCUGCCGCCGGGGGAGGGGGUUGUUGA
Molecule: messenger RNA, 606 nt
Organism: Penicillium olsonii
Lineage: Eukaryota; Fungi; Ascomycota; Eurotiomycetes; Eurotiales; Aspergillaceae
Source: the annotation of a GenBank genome assembly